AUGAGCUUUUUUGGUAGCUUAUUGGGAAUUAUCGGGUUUGUGACUGGAAUUCCCUUCGGUCUUUUUUUGGGUUUUCUCGUUUUUAUACAGACAGAACCUACAGAUAGCUUUCUCAACUUACACUUGCAGAAUCCAUUCAUUAGGACGCUUCAGGAGUUCGAUACAGAUUCUUGGAUUGAUAUUCUACCCGAGCUUCCAUUGUGGGUGAAACAACCAGACUAUGAACGAGUCGACUGGCUGAAUGGUGUAAUUCGUGAUAUGUGGCCUUAUCUUGACAAGGCAAUAUGUGGCAUGAUCAGAAGCAUGUCAAAACCUAUAUUUUCUGAUUAUAUUGGUAUGUUUCCAAUAAGAUCCAUAGAUUUUGAAAGCCUUACCCUUGGAACUCUUCCUCCUAUAUUUCAGGGUAUGAAAGUACAUAUAUUGAAUGCAGACAAUCUUAUCUUUGAGUUUGUUGCUAAAUGGGCUGGAAAUCCCAACAUAACUCUGGUUUUGAACAUAUUAUUUCUACCCAUCAAAGUUCAGUUGAUAGAUAUACAAACAACUGCAGCAUUGCGGGUGACUCUGAAACCAUUCGUGCCAACCAUCCCGUGCUUUUCAAAUGUUACCGUCUCUAUAAUGGAUAAGCCGGAAGUAGAUUUUGGGCUGAAAGUAAUGGGGGGUGAUCUAAUGGCGAUCCCGGGACUCUAUCAUUUCAUUCAGAAAUUAAUUAAGAAACAAGUUGCGAGUCUUUAUCUCUGGCCCCAAGCAUUGGAGAUACCAAUUCUUGACGCUUCCAUUGGUGCAGCAAAGAAACCUGUGGGUAUACUGCGUGUGAAGGUUGUAAGGGCAAACAAACUCUUGAAGAUGGACCUAAUCGGAACCUCUGAUCCAUAUGUUCAGCUCCGUCUCAGUGGAGAGAAGCUUCCUUCGAAGAAGACUUCUAUAAAGACCAAGAAUUUGAACCCUGAAUGGAAUGAAGAAUUCAGACUUACUGUAAAAGAUCCUCAGUCUCAGGUCCUUGAACUCCAUGUAUAUGACUGGGAAAAGGUUGGGUUGCAUGACAAAUUAGGAAUGCAGGUUAUCCCAUUGAAGCUGCUCGCACCGCAGGAGACAAAGGAGUUUACUGUGGAUUUGGUUAGAAACUUAGAUCCCAAUGAUGAAUGCAACAAGAAGCCAAGAGGAAGUAUUACUGUGGAGUUAACUUUUGUUCCUUUCAUGGAAGACCCCAUAAACUUCAAUGGACCUAUCGACUUGUAUAUGAGGAGGGAAUCCGUUCCAAAAACGUUUCAGAAUUCACUCAUGAAUAGAGCAGGUUUACUUUUGGUGACCGUGAUUGGCGCAGAGGACGUCGAAGGGAAACACCACAAUAAUCCUUAUGCUUUAGUGGUCUUUAAAGGAGAAAAGAGAAAAACCAAGAUAUUAAAGAAAACUCGGGAUCCAAAGUGGAACGAAGAAUUCCAGUUUAUGUUAGAUGAAGCUCCAUUGGAGGAGACGGUCCACAUUGAAAUAAUAAGCAAACGGAAGCAUAGAGCCUUUGGAUUUGGCUUGACAAAGGAAAGGUUGGGGCAUGUGGAUAUCCAACUUGUUGACGUAGUUUAUAACAAUUGUAUCAACGAGAAGUACCAUCUUAUUAACUCACGAAAUGGGGUGAUACAUGUCGAUAUAAAAUGGAACGUGACAUGA
Molecule: messenger RNA, 1662 nt
Organism: Cynara cardunculus var. scolymus (artichoke)
Lineage: Eukaryota; Viridiplantae; Streptophyta; Magnoliopsida; Asterales; Asteraceae
Product: synaptotagmin-3-like
Exons: 12
Coding region: 1-1662 (553 amino acids)
Cellular component (GO): endoplasmic reticulum
Molecular function (GO): lipid binding
Source: RefSeq, a predicted model, not a curated record